AAAUCCUAUCGCUCCGUCCAUUGCUCUGCCUUUUACUUUUACAUUCAGCAACGACUCUGUGCAUUGCAUCUCCCUCCCUCUCCCUUCAUCCUCUCAUCCCCAACAUGACCCUCGCCUCAGCCUCAUUCGGCCUCACACCCGCGCAAAGCUUCCACAGAGCCUACCUCCUCGAUUCCCUUAUAUCCGACGUCACCACCCUCCAAAAACACGGGUGGUUGCCCAAUACCCACUUUGAUCAAGUCCUCCAAUACCUCAAUUUCGAAAAAACGAAUCCAUCUGCCGCACGGAACGGGGCGGCUCCUUCUGGCGCUGGUGCAGGUGUACCCCUCUCGCAAUCAGUCUCGGAAGGAACAUAUGUAACCGUGGGUGCAUUUCGAGUCAAGACCUACCAGCAGAAAAAAGUCGCGAGUAGUAGUUUGGUGAGCGGACCUAGUGCACCUAGUGUACCUGUUGGAAGUCCUUUGGUAUCUGUAUUAGCCAUUGCGGAUUUCGAGAGUGAGGAACCAGGGGACCUUCCUUUCAAAUCUGGUGAUGUGAUUCAAGUUCUUGGUGAUGUGGAUGAAAAUUGGUAUAGGGGCCGCUUACGUGCCAUGGAAGGCAUCUUUCCAAAAAGUUUUGUACAACCCGUUUCGGCACAACCACCUCCACUUCCUCGUCGUAUGUAAUAUACGGUAUGGUUGAAUGGUGCACCCACCCUAGGCCUAUGCGCCCGACGCUUUGGUCCGUGAUUGAUGGUUGACGUAUAUCAUACAUACAUUCCCCACCGCCAGUGCAUCCUUGCAUCGAUAUCUGCCUAUUCAUGGACCGCAACAAGGCUGUAAAGGAUCAUUUGUGGUUAUAAUGCAAGGAAGCGGUGUGUGAUGAGAUGAAUAUGGUUGGCACUGAGGACAGACCAAACAGACUCAUAAUAACGCCAAGCUAAGCACACGUGACCCGUAUGCACAAGAGGACUUGCUGUAUUGCAGAUAUUUAAUUUACGUACGAGCUUUAUAUUACGUUUGUGUAUUGGGUAUUUAUUAGGUAUGGGAUUUUACAUGGAGGACGAUAGGUAGUUUUAUGUAGGAGUGUCAAGUUUCUUGAUAGGAUUACGUGUGUGCUUGUAAGGGUAUGCAACCCUGCAUGAUGGGAUCUGUUUGAUGGGCACGCUUUCAACUGCUAGUAAAAGGACACUUGACGAGUUUGUGUUUGCGCAUGACGUUUGAAUGCGUAGCGUGCCUAUUUUUGAAUCUUGACAAUGUGGGUUUUGGAUUUCGGUGAUGUGUGGAUGUAGACCGUCUGUGUGGGAAACGGGUGUCCCCGUCUUGUCCGUCGUGAAGGAUUGGCAAUAGUGGGUUGACAGAAAGGAUUCAUAGAGCUGCUCUUUGGGGUGCGCAUGGGAAACGGGGGAAGUCCACCGUCGUGAACCCUUGGCAAUAAAGGGUUCAAACAACUGUUCCUUAGGUGCGUACAUUGUGCGCGUGGGAAACCGGGGACGUCCACCGUCGCGAACGCUUGGCAAUAGUAGGUUGACGGAAAGGAUUUAUAGACCUGCCCCUUGGUGUGUGUGGACAGUGCGCGAGGGAAACGGUUGACGUCCACCGUCGUGAAGGUUGGCAGUAGGAGG
Molecule: messenger RNA, 1603 nt
Organism: Spizellomyces punctatus DAOM BR117
Lineage: Eukaryota; Fungi; Chytridiomycota; Chytridiomycetes; Spizellomycetales; Spizellomycetaceae
Exons: 4
Coding region: 105-665 (186 amino acids)
Biological process (GO): protein transport to vacuole involved in ubiquitin-dependent protein catabolic process via the multivesicular body sorting pathway
Cellular component (GO): ESCRT-0 complex
Molecular function (GO): protein binding
Source: RefSeq, a predicted model, not a curated record